Rhincodon typus (whale shark) is the source of this 930-nucleotide messenger RNA. RefSeq names its product claudin 15-like a (gene cldn15la). The record is from RefSeq and is a predicted model, not a curated record. The transcript is spliced from 4 exons. Lineage: Eukaryota; Metazoa; Chordata; Chondrichthyes; Orectolobiformes; Rhincodontidae. Bases 187 to 930 code for a protein of 247 amino acids. Gene Ontology annotation, biological process: cell adhesion; bicellular tight junction assembly. Gene Ontology annotation, molecular function: structural molecule activity. Gene Ontology annotation, cellular component: bicellular tight junction; plasma membrane.
GAGAGCGAAGGUUGGGUUGCCUUUAUGAAGCGCACAGAGUGAGAGGGUGACAGACAGAGAAAGAGCAACUGAACGUGAAGUGAGAGGUUUCCCAGCGCUCAAGCUUGCAACGAGAGGAGAAUUUUUAUUCUUGUUCUUUGUGGUUUCCACCUUGGGAAAAGUAACAUACCAUAACACAGAUUGACUAUGGCAGCGGCUAUUGAGACUACUGGUUUCUUGAUGGGGUUGGCAGGGUGGAUGCUGACUGGAUCCACAUUAGCGAACAAUUACUGGAAGAUUUCUACUGUUUUUGGAAGUGUGAUCACAAGCUCCAGGUUAUAUGAGAAUUUGUGGAAAAGCUGUGCCCAAGAUAGUACUGGUGUCUUCAACUGCCGAAUGUUUGAGACCAUGCUUGGUCUAUCCUCAUAUAUCCAAGCAUGUCGGGCACUCAUGAUCAUCUCUAUCAUUCUGGGAGUUAUCGCUACGCUGGUGGCCCUGUUUGGCCUGAAAUGUACCAAUAUUGGCAGCAUGGAUGAAAAAGCAAAAGGGAAGAUUUCCCUUUCUGGUGGGCUUGUCUUCAUUCUAUCAGGUUUAUGUGCGAUUAUUCCUGUUUCUUGGUAUGCUUACAACAUCACUAUGGAGUUCUACAAUCCUGUCUAUGGUGGAACAAACCAUGCUGUGACUGCACUUCCUACAAGAGCUCGAUCUCCUCUUUCGCACGCUUUCCCUGCGCUGGCUCGGUCUCCCCUGCUCUCAUCGUCACUGCAGAUGUCAGGAGAACCUCCAUCGCCAAGUUGGGCUCACUCCUGGGAUCUCAGAUCCGCCAAAGCCCUGAUCCAGGCAGUAUCUGCGCCAGGUCUCGCCUUGGUCCACGCGUCGGUCCUCGGCCUUGACUUCAGUCUGCGCACCAGGCAUCGGGAAUUCACCCAGAGUCCUGGGUCAGGCACCUAG